AUGGGUAAGAAGCGAGCGCGCGAAGAGGGCAAGGAUGUCCCGCAGGCUGAUAUCGACAAAAUGGACGAGGACGGUUCUGAUGACGAGGACUUCGAUAUGGUUGACGUUGAUUUUGAGUGGUUCAACUUUGACCCCGAGGUCGAUUUCCACGGCACCAAGACCCUCUUGCGGCAACUAUUCGAUGUUGAUGCGAAUCUCUUCAACAUGUCUGCCCUCGCCGAUCUCGUUCUCUCACAACCAACCAUUGGUUCUACCAUCAAGGUUGAUGGAAAGGCCACUGAUGCCUACGCCAUGCUCACUAUUCUCAACACGGCUGUCCACCAAGAAAAGGAGCCCAUGAACGAUAUUAUCAAAUACCUGAUCGAGAAGGCGCAGAGUAGCUCACCACUGACACCCAUUGCCGACGUCCUCAAAAGUGGAAAGCACGUGGGACUUGUAUUCUCUGAACGCCUCAUUAACAUGCCUUCUGAGCUGGCCCCACCACUAUAUUCAAUGCUUAUCGAUGAGGUUGAGGCUGCUGUAGAGGACAAAGAACCCUACGAUUUCACUCACUACUUGAUACUGUCCAAGACAUACCAGGAACUCGAGUCUAAGUUGGAUGUUGAGAAUCAGAAGCGCAAAAAGGCAAAGGAGGAGGCCGGCAUUUAUUAUUUCCACAUGGAAGACGAGGUGCUACAAAAACACGCGGUAGCGCACGGCAAUUUCAAUUACACAAAAGAGGACGAGUCGGCGGCAGACAGUAAACGGGCAUUCCAAGAAAUGGGCGUCAAGGCGCACGGGCACAUGAUUCUUAUCGAGGCGAACAAGUUCCCAGGGGCGGUCAAAGCUGUUAAUGAAUAUCUCAGUGCGGCGCAAUAG
Fusarium tjaetaba is the source of this 858-nucleotide messenger RNA. RefSeq names its product BCP1. The transcript has 2 exons. Bases 1 to 858 code for a protein of 285 amino acids. Gene Ontology annotation, cellular component: nucleus. The record is from RefSeq and is a predicted model, not a curated record. NCBI's taxonomy places the organism in Eukaryota, Fungi, Ascomycota, Sordariomycetes, Hypocreales, Nectriaceae.